CUUUUUUCGCCUGAGCUGUGAACCCAUAAACCUCCGGAGAUCUGCAUCUAUAUAAAAACGGUUUGGCUAAAUCACCUUCACAGAAUCUGCCUGUCGUUCACCCUUGUUGCCAUCCUGGCUGCACGAACGUCUGGAUGUCUCGGGAUAUCUCUAGCAUGAAUCUGGAGGUUUUUACAGCGAAAAUGCUGUCUGAGUGGAAGAGCCAUGAGAGUACUUCUGCAGAGGACCAGGACUCCCGUCAGUCCACCUCACCGGAGUCCUCGAUGGACUCCAUGUGCUCUUCACCGGAGAUGUGCUACUGCAGCGGGCAUCAGGAGGGCAACGAUUUCUCUUUCGGCUUCAGUGGACGCAGCGCGGCUCCAACAGCCCAGAGGCUGAGCAAGCCCAAGAUGUCUAUCAAAAGACGCAUGAAGGCCAGCGAGAGGGAGAAGAUGCGGAUGAGGAGUCUUGCAGAGGCUUUGCACCAGCUCCGUGACUACCUGCCUCCGGAUUACAGCAAGAGAGGACAACCCCUGACCAAGAUACAAACCCUCAAAUACACAAUUGAAUACAUCAACAAGCUUUCAGACAUCCUGAGCCGCGCGUAA
Messenger RNA from Chelmon rostratus (copperband butterflyfish), 587 nucleotides. It is a transcript of the gene msgn1, whose product is annotated as mesogenin 1. Bases 135 to 587 code for a protein of 150 amino acids. Gene Ontology annotation, molecular function: protein dimerization activity; DNA-binding transcription factor activity, RNA polymerase II-specific; RNA polymerase II cis-regulatory region sequence-specific DNA binding. The record is from RefSeq and is a predicted model, not a curated record. The transcript has a single exon. Gene Ontology annotation, biological process: regulation of transcription by RNA polymerase II; mesoderm formation. Gene Ontology annotation, cellular component: nucleus. Lineage: Eukaryota; Metazoa; Chordata; Actinopteri; Chaetodontiformes; Chaetodontidae.